This is a messenger RNA of Blastomyces dermatitidis ER-3, 1155 nucleotides long. RefSeq names its product L-iditol 2-dehydrogenase. The record is from RefSeq and is a predicted model, not a curated record. Gene Ontology annotation, biological process: D-sorbitol catabolic process. Gene Ontology annotation, molecular function: L-iditol 2-dehydrogenase (NAD+) activity. Bases 1 to 1155 code for a protein of 384 amino acids. The transcript is spliced from 2 exons. Lineage: Eukaryota; Fungi; Ascomycota; Eurotiomycetes; Onygenales; Ajellomycetaceae.
AUGCCCAACUUCACCGCGCCUUCCAAGCCAAAUAUAGGAGUUUAUACCAACCCAAACCAUGAUCUCUGGGUGGCAGAAGCCCAACCAUCUGUUGAGGAUGUGGCCUCUGGAAAGAGCCUGAAGCCUGGCGAAGUCACGAUUGAGGUCCGAAGCACAGGUAUUUGUGGCUCCGACGUCCAUUUCUGGCAUGCCGGCUGCAUAGGACCCAUGGUCGUAACGGACAACCAUAUCCUCGGCCACGAGUCCGCCGGCACAAUCCUUGCCGUCAGCCCUGAGGUCACCUCCCUAAAGCCCGGCGACCGCGUCGCCAUCGAGCCUAAUAUCAUCUGCAACGAGUGCGAACCAUGCCUUACAGGUCGUUACAACGGCUGCGAGCAUGUGCGCUUCCUAUCCACACCACCCGUCGACGGACUGCUUCGCCGCUAUGUCAACCACCCGGCCAUCUGGUGCCAUAAGAUUGGGGAUAUGGACUUCGAAGACGGUGCACUACUGGAGCCGCUUAGUGUGGCGCUCGCGGCGGUUGAGCGGGCUGGUUUGCGGCUGGGCGAUGCUGUGGCUGUGGCCGGGGCAGGACCGAUUGGUCUUGUUACGCUACUCUGUGUGCGGGCGGCGGGGGCUACUCCUAUUGUCAUCACGGACAUUGAUGAGGGACGGUUGAGAUUUGCGAAACACCUGGUGCCGGAUGUGCGGACGUAUCGGGUGCGGUUAGGUGAUUCGCCUGAGACGACGGCAGCUGGAAUCAUAAACGAAAUGAAUGAUGGGGUGGAAUGUGAAGCUGAUACGCUACGGCCGUCACUUGUGAUUGAGUGUACGGGCGUUGAGAGCAGUGUUGCUGCGGCAAUUUGGAGUGUGAAGUUUGGUGGUAAAGUGUUUGUGGUUGGCGUUGGGAAGAAUGAGAUGACGAUUCCGUUCAUGCGGGUCAGCACUUUUGAAAUUGACCUGCAAUAUCAAUAUCGGUAUUGCAACACGUGGCCCCGGGCUAUACGGCUGGUGCGCAAUGGAGUGAUCGACUUGAAGAAGCUAGUUACCCAUCGUUUUACUCUGGAGGAUGCUGUAAAGGCAUUUCAAACAGCUGCGGAUCCGAAAACGGGGGCUAUCAAGGUGCAAAUAAUGAGCUCUGAAGAGGAUGUUAAGGCUGCGAAUAUUGGCGCAUAA